Messenger RNA from Prunus armeniaca (apricot), 354 nucleotides. The record is from the annotation of a GenBank genome assembly. NCBI's taxonomy places the organism in Eukaryota, Viridiplantae, Streptophyta, Magnoliopsida, Rosales, Rosaceae.
AUGGAUGUAGAUAAGAAAGGUGACAAAAAAGCUGAAGUCGAGAAAAUGGAUGAAGACCUAGAGGCCAAUGGAUGCAAAGAUGAAAAAUUGAAAGAAGAAACAAAGGAAUCCAAAGUUGAGGAAAAGAAAGAAGAAAAUGGUCCAAAUGAAGUUAAGAUAGGUGAUGAGAAUGCUGAAGUUGAAAAAAUGGAUGAAGACCUAGAGGCUGAUGGAAGCAGAGAUGAAAAAUUGAAAGAAGAAAAAGAGGAACUUAAAGUUGAGGAAAUGGAAGAAGAAACUGGUCCGAAUGAUAAAAAGAGACCGAAGGAAGGACUGAAGAAAAGAGGGAAUUUGAAGUGGAGGAGGACAAGGUAA